AUGGCCAUGCCAGUAGGCGACACGCUUCCCGAAGGCUCUGGCGAUGUCAGAGAGGAAGGUCACGAUGAGUUCCAGACGCCAGACAAGGCGACCGCCAUCGCCAUCGCCGACAUCGAGGAACACUACGACAUCGACUCGGACAACUCCCCACUCCCCGAAGUACGCGCCAACGUCCCCAACGUAGACGACCCGUCCAUGCCCGUCAACACCCUGCGCAUGUGGGUCAUCGGCGUGCUCUUCACUAUCAUCGGCACCGGCAUCAACCAAUUCUUCUCCAUGCGGUACCCCAGCGUGACCAUCUCCUCCCUCGUCGCGCAGCUGCUCGCCUUCCCCGUCGGUCGCGCCGUCGCGCACCUCCUCCCCGUGAUGAAGCUGCGGCUGUUCGGGCGCGAGUUCUGCCUCAACCCGGACCACCACUUCAACAUCAAGGAGCACGCCGUCGUCACCAUCAUGUCGAACCUCUCGUUUGGCCCGUCGUGGGCCACCGACAUUAUUCAGGCGCAAAAGGCGUCGGCGUUUUAUGGACUCGAUACGCCCGCCGGGUACCAGUUUCUGCUGGCGCUGACGAUGCAGCUCUUUGGGCUGGGUAUGGCGGGAAUGGCGUAUAGGUUCAUCGUUGAGCCGCCGCAUAUGGUCUGGCCGUCGACGCUGGCUAAUGCGGCGCUGUUUCAGACGCUUCAUGGGCGGGCGAACCCCGAGGCCGAUGGGUGGACGGUGUCGAGGUAUCGCUUCUUCAUGUAUGUCUUUGCUGGUGGCUGGCUAUGGUACUGGCUUCCGGGCUUCCUGUUCACUGGCCUGAGUACAUUUGCAUUCAUCUGCUGGGCCGCGCCCAACAAUGUGGUCGUCAACAACCUCUUUGGCAUGACGACGGGUCUCGCCUACCUACCUACCACAUUCGACUGGUCCCAAGUCGCCUACAACGGAUCGCCGCUCGUCGUCCCCUUUUGGGCUCAGGCAAACGUCUUUGCGGGAUGGGUCAUCCUGUUCGCCGUCAUCACGCCAAUCCUGUAUUACACGAACACCUGGUACACUGCAUACCUCCCCUUCUCAGGUGGCGACACGUACGACAACACGGGCAGCGUAUACAACGCCACGCGCAUCGUGGACAAGGGUGGCAAAUUCCUCGUCGACGAAUACCGCAAGUACAGCCCCAUCUUCAUGCCCGUGACGUUUGCGCUCGGGUACGGCAUUUCUUUCGCCGUGAUGAGCUGCGUGCCGACGUACAUCUUCUUGAACUACUGGCGCGACAUGAUCGGCGCGUUUAAUCCUAACCGCAAGAAGGACAUUCACGCGCGCCUUAUUGAGCGCUACUCUGAUACGCCUUGGUGGUGGUAUGCUGCCCUGAGUGUCCUCAUCUUUGGUCUGACCAUCAUGGUGCAAGAGGUCUACCACACCGGCAUGCCGGUCUGGGGCAUCGCCGUGGCAUUUGGCCUCGCCAUCUUCUAUCUCAUCCCCACCGGGAGCGUAUACGCAGUCGCCAACCUCAACAGCAACGUGCUCACCGUCCUCGGGGAGAUCAUCUCAGGCUACCUACUCCCAGGGCGCCCCAUCGUCAUGCUCAUCUUCAAGUUCUACGCCUACACGGGGCUUAGCCAGGCCAUGAUCUUCGCGUCAGACAUGAAGCUCGGCCUGUACAUGAAGGUGCCUCGACGGACGCUCUUUGCCGCGCAGCUGACGGCCUGCGUCGUCGGCUCGCUGACGCAAAACGCCGUGGUGCUCUGGAUGCUCAACAACGUGGACGGCAUCUGCGAGAGUGACCAGCGAAACGGAUACACGUGCCCGCAGGGGAGAGUCAACUUUUCGUCGAGCGUCGUAUGGGGCGCGAUCGGUCCGGCGAGGCUGUAUAGUAUUGGCAAGAUGUACUCUGGGCUGCUGCACUUAUUUUGGAUUGGCGCUCUGCUCCCCGUGGUGACUUUUGUUCUGAGACGGAGGUUCCCCGAAUCCAGAUUCCUGGCGAACCUGCACUGGCCGCUUUUCUUUGCCGGCACGGGUAAUGUGCCCCCGGCGACAGGGAUCAACUACACGUCUGCCUUUGCAGUGUCGUUUAUUUUCAAUCGCUGGAUCCGAGGGCGAUAUCCGCAUUGGUGGGGAAAGUACAACUACGUCCUUUCGGCUGCUCUCGAUUCUGGUCUGGCUAUCUCAGCCAUUGUCAUCUUCUUUGCCUUGGUGUUCCCCAAGGUGAACCUGAGCUGGUGGGGGAAUAACGUUCAAGGCACGACGGUUGACGGACAAGGGAUUCCCUGGAAGGCAUUGCCCGAGAAUGGCACCUUUGGGCCAUCGGAGUGGGUGUAA
This is a messenger RNA of Purpureocillium lilacinum, 2292 nucleotides long. RefSeq lists its product as uncharacterized. Gene Ontology annotation, cellular component: plasma membrane. The record is from RefSeq and is a predicted model, not a curated record. NCBI's taxonomy places the organism in Eukaryota, Fungi, Ascomycota, Sordariomycetes, Hypocreales, Ophiocordycipitaceae. Gene Ontology annotation, molecular function: oligopeptide transmembrane transporter activity. Gene Ontology annotation, biological process: transmembrane transport.